Messenger RNA from Trametes versicolor FP-101664 SS1, 3054 nucleotides. RefSeq lists its product as uncharacterized. The transcript is spliced from 4 exons. NCBI's taxonomy places the organism in Eukaryota, Fungi, Basidiomycota, Agaricomycetes, Polyporales, Polyporaceae. Bases 1018 to 1257 code for a protein of 79 amino acids. The record is from RefSeq and is a predicted model, not a curated record.
CCACUCUCUGCUUCCGCCCACCAAGUCUGCUUCCGCUUCUGCGGCGUAUCCCCGCCUAACUCGGCGACUGGGGCUGCUCGGGGGAGAACAAUGCAGCGUACUUCCCACACACGACGACUGCCUGCGCAUCAUCGCAUCCUCGGCGGCGCUGGUGGGAUAUCUGUGGCCAGGGCGGGCCACGCACCGAUUCCCGCAAUCUACGCGACUGUCACUACAAGGCGUCGUCCUCGGGUGUGCACGGUAUCCAGGUGGUAUCGCCGAGCCCAGCACUCAACAGCGCGUAGUGCAGAACGCGGCCCCGGAGGCGUCGUGCGCGGCUAGCGGCGACUGCGCCUGCGACUCGACCCAUCGGAAUGCCUCUCCGUGCGACCCAGCUCCCCUAGCGCAGCAUCUGCUGCCUCGGGUGUAGACGUCGUGGAGAUGGCUGAGAGGGUCGUCGUACGACGUAUAUCUGCAUGCGCGACGACGGGGCCAGACGGUCCUUCGCCGAUUUUGCGCGGAUGGGCCGUCUGACGGUUCUACGGUUUCCCGCAAGGACCGCCCUCACCUUCCUCGCCUGUUCGCCGUGCACCCCUGGCAGGCUCUCUCCCAGCCCAUUGCUCGGUGGGUGGUGCGUACGCACCCUCCGUUGUCCGCCGUCCGCGCCGCGUUCAGGUAUGCGCUCCUCUCGGACGGCGGCAUUAUCGCGUCCUCACGCAUGCGCAUCCUUGAAGCCGCGCUAUCCCGCACCGCCCACUGCGCUCCGCGUCGAGCGUGCAUGAGGCGCGUCUGUGCCUCCCGGUGGCGUGCACAGGACUUCGCAGGCAUCGGGUCCUGCUGACGGCUGUGUUUUCGAGGUGCGAACGCCCAGAAUAUGGUAAAUGGAAUAUUUUUCAAGGCACCAGUCGCCGCUUGUGCAUCAUAUGGUGUGUACUGCGUACCACCCGCCCGCGUUUCCUAUCUGAUGCACUCGUGGCUUGGUCCAAGCAGAAACGGCAGUGCCCCCGCAUUUCUGUGCGGCUGUUUCGUUCACCGUGCAUGUUUAAACAGCGUGCGCUGUGCUCUGGAUACGGCGUUUUACUGCCUUUGGACCGCGGUGCCGUGCACGCCUGCGUCGGUGGUUGCUACUCUCCCCAAGAUGCCGACCUCGCGCGCCGAUGCAGCUUCCUGUGGGACUCUGAACGCAACGACGCACACCCCCGCACCACGGUGCAUCCACUCAGCGAGUAUCAGAGCCGUCGGGACCAAGACUUUCUGUUGUGCCGAGCGAUCUCAUAGACCAAGUGCAAACAGAGAAUCGCGUGUUGCGGCCGUCCUCACGGUCAACGCCGCAGCGCCGUCCCAACGCCAUCCACACUUCCAUCGGUGCUCCCAUAGACGUCUAUGGCCAUGUCCCGCCAUGUUCGCAUGUGUGCGAGCAGGUAGCCCCUCGAGGAUGUCACGAUGACCCCGACAAGACGUCCUCACGCCCGAACGCCGCGCCGUAUCACCCUCGAAAUGCGCUUUCACCCGAUUUGGACCAGGAUGCAAGCGCCCCUCUAGCCUCAACUCCGUCCAAGCAGAAGUCGCAUAAAAAACGCCCACGCGCGCUUCGAUGCGUUUUUGCAGGCCUGUACCCACCUUGCACAGUCGUCUUCCCGCGGGUCCUCUCGCGCUAUACUUGCGAAUACAUUCGCUGACGGACGCCUGCGUCCGCCUCCCACUGCGCUCGGAAGUGUACCCACGGGUGUGGCCGGCCUGGACGUCGGUGAUUGUGCGAGGACACCUGGUCGGGCUGCAGGUCGCGCGGGUCGGGCGCGCCAACCCCGCACCGGACGGCUCGAAAUGCACACCCCCCCCCCUCGCACCAUGACGCACAUGUGUGGCGAGCUGCAGUGCGUUUCGGGCGAAAACAUUCAUGACAUCUGUCAGCGGUUCCUCUGGUUUUGAGCGGACGGUACACCGAAUCACACGUCGAACUCGCGGGCCGACGCCGCACGGGACAUGCUUGCGAACGCAACGACUUACUCCUGACCUUAGAGCACGUACGCCCGCUGUGUCACAGCGACACCCAGCGCCGUCUGGGCAGACUCGUGCGCACUUUUGACGGGCGAACAAACAAGAACUCCUACCUGCGGGUGCGCACCAUGUUCCGCGUCCACGUCUGAACACGUCCAGAUGGUCUGGGCUUCCACGACUUUGCAGGGCCUCGAGGACGCAUUUCCGAAUACAUCGAUUUCGCGCGCCGCCACCGUUGCGCGGCGCGUAGGACAGACAAUGUCACGCUCGUUGUACUAGGCCCCGGCACUGCAUGAACUCAACCUGUGGAACGGAGCCCGAAACGCGCGUAUCGGGCUUCCCUCGCGCUCCCUCGCUGCACCUUUGCAUUUGCCUUUACCUUUGCCUUUGCGCACAGACUCGUCUGCGUCACUCGCUCUCGUCACACGCCACGCUCGGACUUCGAAGACCGACGAUCUCGCGCAGGUUAGGCUUGAUUCUCAGAGGCGGGCCUCCGAUGCAUCCACUCCGCGCACCGACGCCGUGCCGUACAUCUACGAAGAUGGAACACCACUCUCCUCGCACCAGAGCGUACACAUCUACGAACGCAACAUUUUCAGAACACAAGGGAUGCCUGUCUUUCACACAGUUUAUCGCAGACCCCAUGUACAGCAGGCCGGAGCGCGCGCCCCGGACCUUGCCUGAUUACUCCCGCACCGCGCCUUUGUGCUUCAUACGCUCCUGCUAUGUACGUUCACUCCUGUCCCCGAAGUGUUCGCAUGCGCGCGGACGGGUUCCGUACGUGAUGGUGCUCGCGACUAUGUCUCCCGACGGCGCGUCAGGACGGUGUCGGCGUACAUGGCUUCUACACCGCCCGAACGCAGGCGUACGUCCCCUGGGUAUGAUCCUGAUGAGAAAUCGCGCGGAUUGCGCCUCGCAAUUCCGCAUUCCUGGUCGUUACGGCACCGAGAAGACAGGGUGCCCCUGCGGCGGGCCGCCCCCUAGCCACGUGCGCCCGGGCCAGAGGCCCAUCGCAUGCGAGCGUUGUCUUCGACGUUACGUACCAAGUACCGGUCUGUACCGUACUGCGACGUUAAU